AUGAUAUAUCUCGAACAACUUACAUUAUAUCUUACUGUUCAUAAUCGAUCAACAUUUAUUGAUGGUAGUCAUCUUAAAAAUGAAAUUCUAGAUCAUAUGAUUCAACUUCAAACAUUUAACUUUACUACUAUUACUCGUACUAACGUCAAUAUUUUUGUUAAUAAUCAAUUAUAUGAAGACAUUCGAUGCACAUUUCUCAAUGAAAAAUUUUAUCAAGUUGAUUUUUACUUGGAUCAAUAUCCAGAUGGAAUGGCUCGAUCUUAUAUCUAUUCACUUCCAUAUAACAUGAAUGUUAUGCGUGAUAUUAGCCGUAACUUUCCUGGAGGUUUAUUUACAAAUGUUCGUGUGAUAUCGUUGACAGAUGUUUUUUAUCCAUUUGAGCAUUGCUUCUAUAAGCGAAUUGCUUGUUAUUUUCCAUUUCUUACAAAUCUUACUGUUUCUGACAUGAAACGACGAAAUUAUAAACCAUCACAUGAAUCAAACAAAAAUAAUCAAAUGUCGUCGGUUAUUGUUUUUCCACAUCUUACUCAUCUAGAAAUAAUUUGUGGAAAUAUUGAUAGUGCAGAACAAUUUUUAGUUGAUACGAAAACACUUUUACCACGUCUCAUUGAUCUAACAAUUCCCUAUUCAUAUAUACAAGAAGUUACCGAAAACUUUACACGCGAAGCGACACGUCAUAACUGUGCUAAUAUAAAGCGUUUAACCUUUGAUGAGAGAUCAUUGGUACAUUCUAAAGAUUUUUAUCAAUAUUUUCCUUGUUAUAAAUAG
Molecule: messenger RNA, 768 nt
Organism: Rotaria sp. Silwood2
Lineage: Eukaryota; Metazoa; Rotifera; Eurotatoria; Philodinida; Philodinidae
Source: the annotation of a GenBank genome assembly